This is a messenger RNA of Hemicordylus capensis (graceful crag lizard), 4334 nucleotides long. RefSeq names its product protogenin (gene PRTG). NCBI's taxonomy places the organism in Eukaryota, Metazoa, Chordata, Lepidosauria, Squamata, Cordylidae. Gene Ontology annotation, molecular function: protein binding. Gene Ontology annotation, cellular component: axon; plasma membrane. The transcript has 20 exons. Bases 122 to 3691 code for a protein of 1189 amino acids. Gene Ontology annotation, biological process: cell-cell adhesion; axon guidance. The record is from RefSeq and is a predicted model, not a curated record.
GAGCGAGCAGGGGCCGGAGAGAAGCCAUUCAGUCCUCUGGACGGGCGGACCAGCCAGCGAGGACGGAGGAGCGAGCAUGCCCCAGAGAGCCCGGCCUGGCCGCCGCCGCCGCCGCCGCUAAAUGGCGCCCCGUCGCACCUCGCCCCCGCUGCCGCCCUCCGUCGUCGCCUUCCUGCUCUCCGUCCCAGGAAUAUGGUGCUUCAGUGAACUGUUUUUUGUGAAAGAGCCCCAAGACGUGACUGUUGCCAGGAAGGAGGUGGUGGUGUUAGACUGUCAGGCGCGUGGAGAAGUCCCCAUCACAAUCACAUGGCUCAGGAAUGGGGCAAAAGUUUUGGAAAACGAACGGAUCUACACUUUGUCCAAUGGCUCUUUGUACAUCAGCGAGAUGGAGAGCAAGCGAGGGGAAGUGUCGGAUGAAGGCCUCUACCAGUGCUUGGCCCUGAAUAAAUAUGGUGCCAUCCUCAGCCAAAAGGCUCACCUGACCUUAGCAACCAUGUCUGCCUUUGAAGUCCAGCCCGUUCCAGCUGAGGUCCACGAAGGGAGUGUGGCUCGCUUUGCCUGUAAAAUACUUGCCAGCCCUCCAGCCAUCAUCACUUGGGAAGUCAAUCGGACCACCUUGCCAAUAGCCAUGGACAGGAUAACAGCGUUACCGUCGGGAGUCCUGCAGAUCUAUGGCGUGCAGCAGAGGGAUGCUGGCAGUUACCGCUGUGUUGCUACCACGGUUGCCAACCGGCGGAAGAGUGUGGAGGCAGCACUCACAGUUCUCCCAGCCUCCGGCCUGAAGCCUUUCCACAAGCCGGCAAUCAUCGCUGGACCUCAGAACAUCACGGCCUCUCUGCACCAAACGGCCAUCUUUGAGUGUGUCGCCACCGGGAACCCCAAGCCGAUUCUUUCCUGGAGCCGCUUGGACCACAAGCCCAUCGAUGUCUUCAACACCCGCGUGCUUGGCAGUGGCAAUCUCAUGAUCUCGGACGUGAAGGUGCAGCACGCGGGCGUCUACAUCUGCCGCGCCAGCAUCCCAGGCACUCGCAACUUCACCACGGCCAUGGCCACUCUGGUCGUGCUGGCUCCCCCGUCAUUUGUGGAGUGGCCAGAGAGCCUGACAAGGCCUCGAGCUGGGACGGCGCGUUUUGCUUGCCAGGCCGAGGGCAUCCCGACUCCCAAGAUGUCCUGGCUGAAAAACGGGAGGAAGAUCCACUCCAACGGCAGAAUCAAGAUGUAUAACAGUAAAUUGGUGAUCAACCAGAUCAUCCCCGAAGAUGACGCCAUCUACCAGUGUAUGGCCGAGAACAGCCAGGGCUCCAUCCUCUCCCGGGCUCGGCUGACGGUGGUUCUGUCUGAGGACCGGCCCAGUGCGCCCUGCAACGUCCACGCGGAGACCAUGUCGAGCUCGGCCAUCCUCCUCGCCUGGGAGAGGCCGCUGUACAAUUCGGACAAAGUGAUUGCUUACUCGGUGCACUACAUGAAGGCGGAAGGUUUAAAUAAUGAAGAAUAUCAAGUUGUUAUUGGAAACGACACAACACAUUAUAUCAUUGAUGACCUGGAACCUGCCAGCAACUACACUUUCUAUAUUGUGGCCUACAUGCCCCUGGGGGCCAGCCAGAUGUCUGACCACGUGACACAGCACACCCUGGAAGACGUCCCUCUGAGAGCUCCUGAGAUCAGCUUGACCAGCCGGAGUCCCACAGACAUCCUGAUCUCCUGGUUGCCAAUUCCAGCCAAGUACCGGCGAGGUCAGGUGGUUUCCUUCCGCUUGUCGUCCCGCCUCAGUGCUGAAAGCACCAUUCAGGUGGUGGAGCUUCCGGGUACGACAUACGAGUAUCUUCUCAGAGGCCUGAAACCGGACAGUGUUUAUUUGGUCCGCAUUACGGCAGCUACGCGGAUUGGCUGGGGAGAAGCCUCCCUGUGGACCUCCCACCGGACCCCCAAAGCCACGAGCCUCAGAGCACCAAAGUCUCCGGAGCUGCGUUUGGAGCCCUGGAACUGCACAACUCUCACAGUGAGCUGGCAGCAGGAGCUGGCAGACACAGCAACCGUCCAGGGCUACAAGUUGUACUACAAGGAGGAAGGCCAGCAGGAAAACGGGCCAAUCCUGCUGGAGGCCAGUGACUUGACACACACCAUCAGUGGUUUGGAUCCCAGAAGGAAGUACCACGUGCGUCUGCUGGCCUAUAACAACUUGGAAGACGGCUACCAGGCAGAUCAAACCGUCAGCACCCCUGGAUGUGUCUCUGUCCGCGACCGCAUGGUUCCGCCGCCUCCGCCUCCUCACCACCUCUAUGCCAAAGCCAACUCUUCCUCCACGAUCUACCUGCACUGGGGACGCCCCGCCUUCACUUCCGCGCAAGACAUUAACUACACACUCCGCUGCAACCCGGUGGGGCUGCAGAAUGCUUCUCUGGUCCUCUACCUUCAAACGUCAGAAACCCGCAUGCUGGUUCAGGGGCUGGAGCCGAGCACCCAGUAUGAGUUUGCAGUCCGGCUUCACGUGGACCAGCUGUCCAGCCCUUGGAGUCCGGUGGUUUACCACGCGACCCUUCCCGAAGCGCCAGCCGGUCCCCCGUUGGGAGUGAAGGUGACGCUGAUCGAGGACGCCACGGCUCUGGUGUCUUGGAAGCCGCCGGGAGGCCAGGGCACUGUGGUCUCUCGCUACACUAUCCUCUACGCGUCUAGAAAAGCGUGGAUCGCUGGAGAAUGGCAGGUCCUGCACAGGGAAGGGAGGAUGACGAUGGCCUUGCUGGAGAACCUCGAGGCGGGGAAUGUCUACAUCGUCCAGAUAGCAGCCUCCAACGAAGUCGGGGAGGGGCCGUUCUCCAGCGCGGUGGAGCUGGCUGUCCUGCCCCGAGACGCCCCCGAGUCGAACCAGAGGCCCAAACGCCUGGACUCGGCAGAUGCGGCGGACAGCGCCUCUUCCGGCUACUACCAGCUGGACCAGAAGUCCAUGACGGGCAUCAUUGCCGGCGUCUGCAUCGCCCUGACCUGCAUCUCGGUCUGUGUGCUCAUCCUGAUCUACCGCAGCAAGGCCAGGAAAACGCUGGCUCCCAAAUGCCCCCAGCGAGGCGGCUCCGGCCGGCUCUCUCCGCAGGGCAGCUCCUCGGUCGGUGCCAGCGCGGCGGCGGGCAAGAGCGUGGAAGGGGCGGCAGAGAACGGAGAGGAGGCCUUGCUGCCGGGGGUGGAGGAGGGCCACACCUUCCUGGACGCCAAGGGUGGCACCGACCUGGUUAUCAACCGCUACGGCCCCAUUGAGAAGAAGCGUGGCAGGAAGAAGUGGCUCUUCUUCCAGGACUUGAGGGCGGCGGCCAAGGAGGGAGAGCCCCAGCGAGGAGGACGCUUCGCCCCAGCAGCCUGCUGCGUGUACCAGUCCGGCCCAGCCGUGCUCCUUGGCCAGGAGGGCUCCCCGGAGCAGCCGCCGCCGAGCGACCCGGCCCCUUUCCGCCUUGUUGCCGCCGACACGGAGCAUUCUGCCCAGAGCGAAGGGAGCCACGAAACGGGCGAUUCGGGCAGGUUCUCCCACGAGUCCAGCGAGGAGCUGCCCCCCUCCACAGGCCUCGGGGCGGCCCCAGCGCCCUCCGACACUGCUGCCGGCAGGGACUCGUGUGGGACCCUGUGCCCAGCCGCGAGGGCCUCCGAGGAGCCGCCUGGCCCACGCUGCCGGCUGCCUCUCCAGCUGCCGCCCAGGGGACAGAACUGAGGGGCCGGCCAGGAGACGUGCGGGCGCCGGGGACCGUGAACAGGGAGCCAAAGCUUUAAGUGGGGCGCCCUCGGGUGGCCCCGUGUUCCUCUUGGCCAUUCUUGUUUUCGUCUUGUCGUGCAAAAAACUCACUCGUUUGAAUGUCCGAUGAUCAGCAAUGGGAAAAGAGAGGCGCGCUCUCCGAGUCGAAGCAAGGAGGAGGGAGAAGUCUCUCUCCAGAGCUAGACCGCCGUCGCUGGAGCAAAGGGGGUGCCUUUGCUGUCUAUCUACCUCAGUUUGCCGGGUGGCGAACUCCGAAGAAGAAGAAGAAGAAGAAGAAGAAUUACCUCGCGCGUGUCCCGAGUCGCUGCUUCCUGCUCGUCUCCUCCGAGUACCGUCUCCCCCCCCCGCCCCGCCCCGCCCCGCCCCGCCGGUGUUGUGUGUGAAUGUGCGCGUGUGGUCCAAGGAGUUGUGUGGGGAGGCAAGCAGGGCUGUCCAGCAGGGGAGGGGAGGGCGAGGCGGGCGGAGAGCCAGGAGGAGGGGCCCUUGGGACGGGCGCGGCGCCCUCCAGACGGCUUCCCGCAGGCCCCCGGGAGCACCGGGCGAGCUCUGCCUGCCUGGGCUCGGCCUCAUGAGCCCCGGAGGCCCGCCCCAGCCCCGUUGC